CAUUUUAAAGAGCAUGCUAGGAACUGUAGGCUCCUUAAUCGUUAGCAGAAUACGCAUGCAGCCCCUUCUAGAUGGCAGCCAUUCAGCAUGUAAUAAGUCUUAUCAAAGAGCGUUCGCAGCAAAGCAGCUGGCUCAAGGACAGAAUGACUGCCUUUCUGUAGCCCCACCGUCCUCUGUUCACUCUGUUAUUGGAAAUCUGCAGGGUGAUCUGAUUGAUCUGUAAGUAAUAAUUACACUUAUCUUGUCUCUGCCCCUUCUUGAGAAUUAUACCCUCCAUAGUUAUUCCUUUCUCUUCUGGUAGAUUCGGAAGUGGGAUCAUCUUUGGAUUCCCUGUUGACUGUUCGCUGUGUGUCAGUGAGCCAGAGAUGACUUGGCCAGAUACAAGGAUUCUGAAGAUUUGCCCCCAAACUCACCACUUUCUUCUUUAAACGAUGCUGAAACCUAUCCUGAUCACUUUACAAAAGAUGCAGAAGGAAGUGAAAAUAGACUCUUCCAUCCAAAACUUCAGUCGCUUCUUAUGGAUGCUACAGGAUCCCCAAGAAAAGAGAAAGUGAAAUUGCCCUCAUCUAUACAGAGAAACAAGCCACGAUCAAUGCGAAGACAAAAGACUGUAGAUCUUGUUUCUGGCAAAGUUCACACAAGCUCUGCCACAGCACUUUCCCAGAAUAUGUCAGGAUUCCUUCUUAUCCCACCGAAAGUGACAUUUGGAGUUCUUAAGGAGGGCUGCACUUACGCAACCACAGUGACUUUGAAGAACGUUGGAGUGGACCUCUGCAGGUUUCGGGUGAAACAACCACCACCUUCUACAGGAUUGCGUGUGAGCUACACUCCAGGGCCUGUAGCUGCUGGACUGCAAACUAAACUGGAAAUAGAGAUUUUUGCCAUGGCUGUUGGAGUGGAAGGAGAUGAGGGCUUGGGCAAACUUUUCCAUCAGAUUGAAAUUCACACAGAAACUGAAAUACUGUUUUUUCCUGUGGAAGCAAAUAUCUUUCAGUCUUUUUUUUUUUUUUCCUUUUGUUCUACAUUGAAUUUAUACAGGACUUAUUUAUUUAUUUAUUAA
Molecule: messenger RNA, 1060 nt
Organism: Python bivittatus (Burmese python)
Lineage: Eukaryota; Metazoa; Chordata; Lepidosauria; Squamata; Pythonidae
Source: RefSeq, a predicted model, not a curated record